This is a messenger RNA of Penicillium arizonense, 1326 nucleotides long. RefSeq names its product ERMES complex subunit MDM12 (gene mdm12). The transcript has a single exon. The record is from RefSeq and is a predicted model, not a curated record. Lineage: Eukaryota; Fungi; Ascomycota; Eurotiomycetes; Eurotiales; Aspergillaceae. Gene Ontology annotation, cellular component: ERMES complex. Gene Ontology annotation, biological process: mitochondrion organization; phospholipid transport. Bases 1 to 1326 code for a protein of 441 amino acids. Gene Ontology annotation, molecular function: lipid binding.
AUGUCAAUAAAUGUCGACUGGGCAGCCGCCACCUCUGGCCCGGAUGGGGAAGCCCUGGCAGAGCGGAUUCGGUCAUUCGUGCACGACAAGUUCCAGCAGGUAACCCUACCACGCUUUAUUCGCUCGGUCCAGGUCCACUCCUUUGACUUCGGAACCAUUGGCCCAGACCUCGAGAUCAAAGACUUCUGUGAACCAUUCUCCGAUUUCUACGAAGAAGACGAUGACGAUGCCGAUACCUCUGUUACCUCCGAAGAGCUCAUGUCCGAGCAAUGGCCCGAGCUUCACGAAUCUCCGUACGAGGACGAAUUGGCUAUGAAUGCUGCGCAUAGCCCUCACAAUUUCAGUCACCAUCCUUAUCCUGGUGAAGGAUUCCAGCCGUCUGCGCUUCGUUCUCCUCUUGGUGAUCACCUCAAUCCGCAUUUCUUGCCCCGCGCUGGUACGCCUGGAAUCCCGGGCGGUACUUCAACACUCGGGUACCAUAUGAGGUCCCUGGGCGGUCUGUCAGGUACCCAGACCCCCCUUGCAGCGGUGGCGGGUGGUACCUCAUUUGCGAGUGGCUGGUCAGACUCAGGGAUGGGCCCUGGACACCGGCCACAUGCACCCCGUCCUAUCACAGCGUCACGUCUUGCAGAAGCAGAUCUUGACACCACCAACUCCGCAUCCCGACCCUCAACCGCAAAUACCCUCCCUUCGCAUCCUUCACACGGCCCUGCAGGCAGUGGCGGGUCAAAUCCUAACAGCAGCGAUCCCGCCGAUGCACCGCAGCUGUCUAUAGAGAAUCCCGAUGAUCCAGCCUCAGGGGACCGUUCUUUCCCCAUACCUCCGCGCAUGCGCGAGCGCCGCCCAGAGGACUUCCAAAUUCUCUGCCAUGCCAAGUAUGCUGGCGACGUGCGCAUGUCCCUUACCGCAGAGAUUCUGCUCGACUACCCGAUGCCUAGCUUCGUGGGACUACCGUUGAAGUUGAACGUCACGGGCAUCACGUUUGACGGCGUUGCCGUCGUGGCAUAUAUCCGCAAGCGUGUUCAUUUCUGCUUCCUGUCUGCAGAGGAUGCUGAUGCUCUUCUCGGCUCAGAACAGUCGCAGGGAAGCCAGAAUCCCAGUGAUGACGGGCGACCGCGGUCUGGGGUUGACCAAAAAGAAAAGGAUCAGAAGAGGCAGGGUGGCUUGCUGCAAGAGAUUCGGGUAGAAAGUGAAAUUGGUCGCAAGGAGGAUGGUAAGCAGGUCUUGAAGAAUGUUGGCAAGGUGGAGCGAUUUGUGCUUGCGCAGGUUCGCCGGAUUUUCGAGGAGGAGCUGGUUUAUCCUAGUUUCUGGACGUUCCUGGUUUAA